Molecule: messenger RNA, 2847 nt
Organism: Exophiala bonariae
Lineage: Eukaryota; Fungi; Ascomycota; Eurotiomycetes; Chaetothyriales; Herpotrichiellaceae
Exons: 5
Coding region: 1-2847 (948 amino acids)
Biological process (GO): carbohydrate metabolic process
Molecular function (GO): hydrolase activity, hydrolyzing O-glycosyl compounds; carbohydrate binding
Source: RefSeq, a predicted model, not a curated record
AUGGGUUUCUUCCAUAGCCUUGGGCUAUUUGGCCUCUUUGGCUUUGUCCUCGUUAUGGCUCAAAGUGAAUGUCCUGGUUACAGCGCAACCAACAUCCAGCAGACCAACAAUGGACUAACAGCCGAUUUAUACCUUGCAGGCCGUGCUUGUAAUGCAUUCGGCUUGGAUUUACCGAACUUGACUCUUACCGUGGAAUAUCAGACAGAAUCCCGGAUUCACGUGCUUAUCCAGGAUAAAAACGAGACGGUCUAUCAAAUUCCAGAAUCUGUUCUUCCAAGGCCUAACGCAACUACUGGACUAUCGAUCAAUGACUCUAACAUCCAGUUUACUUAUACCGAAAGUCCUUUCAGCUUCGCAAUCUCACGUCCUCAAGGAGCAACACUAUUCAACACGUCGGGCUAUCCCAUCGUUUUCGAAUCUCAGUUUCUAGGACUCAGAACCUCUCUUCCUGAUAACCCAAAUUUGUAUGGCCUUGGCGAGCAUUCCGACCACUUUAGAUUGAACAUAUCCAACUACACUAGAACCCUAUGGUCUAGAGACUCCUAUGCCAUCCCACAAGGUACAAAUCUCUAUGGCAACCAUCCGAUCUAUAUUGACAAUCGGGGUGAGAAUGGCACCCAUGGAGUUGUACUACUGAAUUCGAACGGGAUGGACAUUAAGAUUAACGAUACCGACGGCCAAUAUCUUCAGUACAAUAUCUUGGGAGGGGUAUUUGACUUCUAUUUUGUCUCGGGCCCUUCACCAAUCGACGUAUCCCGACAAAUUUCUGAAGUGGUCGGGAAGCCGGCUAUGAUGGCAUACUGGACGUUUGGCUUCCAUCAGUGUAGGUAUGGCUACCGUGACGUUUAUCAAGUUGCAGAAGUGGUGUACAACUACAGCCAAGCGAAUAUUCCUCUUGAGACGAUGUGGACUGAUAUUGACUACAUGGAUGCACGAAAGGUGUUCACCCUCGAUCCAGAACGUUUCCCUCUUCCGAAGGUCCGCGAACUUGUGACCUACCUCAAUAAUCAUCAGCAGCAUUAUAUUGUGAUGGUCGACCCCGCAGUAGCUUACCAAGACUAUCCUGCAUUCAAUGAUGGCAAGGAUAUUUUCAUGAAAGCAAAGAAUGGUUCCGUCUUCGCAGGCGUAGUGUGGCCGGGCGCUACCGCUUGGCCAGACUUUUUCCAUCCAGAUGCUCAAAAAUACUGGAAUGAGCAAUUUAGUUCAUUCUUUGACCCAGAGAGUGGUGUCGACAUCUCUGGAUUGUGGAUCGACAUGAAUGAAGCUGCUAACUUCUGCAACUAUCCAUGUGAAGAUCCUAGUGGCUUCGCCGAGGAAAACAAGUUUCCACCAGCACCUCCGCCAGUUAGAAACGGUUCAGCAAUUGUUCUCGAAGGUUUUCCGGCCGAUUUUCAGCCACCAUCAAACGCUAAACGACAAGAUACUAUUUCUGUCAAACACAUAGGCCUUCCAGGUCGAGAAUUGAUUGAUCCACCCUACAGAAUCAGGAAUGCUGCCGGUGGACUUUCGAACAAAACCUUGGACACAGAUCUAGUUCAUCACAAUGGACUGGUGGAGUAUGAUACACAUAAUUUGUAUGGUACGAUGAUGUCCUCAGCUUCACGUGAGGCUCUUCUGCAGCGACGUCCAGGAGAGAGACCUUUGGUGAUAACACGAAGCACCUUCCUUGGAGCCGGCAGACAUGUUGGUCAUUGGUGUGGGGACAACGUGGCGAAUUGGGCUCAAUAUGGGAUCAGCGUAUCCUCCAUGUUGAAUUUUGCCAGCAUAUUCCAAACACCAAUGGUUGGCUCAGAUGUCUGUGGCUUCUCCGGCAAUACUACGGAAAACCUGUGUGCACGUUGGAUGAUGCUUGGUGCCUUUCAGAGCUUCUAUCGCAACCACAACGAGCUCGGAAGUAUCGGACAAGAAGCCUACAGAUGGCCAACUGUGGCAGAAGCCGCAAGGAGAGCAAUUGACAUCAGAUAUCGGCUGCUUGACUAUUUGUACACGGCAUUUUAUGUUCAGACACAAACUGGCAAGCCUGCGCUGAAUCCUCUAUUCUAUCUUUAUUUUACUGAUCAGGGGACCUUCGACAUCGAUUCGCAAUUCUUCUAUGGCGAUGGACUACUUGUGUCGCCAGUUACCGAAGAGAACAGUACGAGCGUGGACAUUUACCUGCCCGAUGACAUAUUCUAUGACUGGAACAGUGGUUUCGCUCCUGUCAGGGGUUCUGGUGCUACUAUUAGUCUGUCGGAUGUCGACUUUACCACAAUUCCACUGCACAUACGGGGUGGUAACAUUCUGCCACUUCGAAUUGAAAGCGCAAAUACUACUACUGAACUCCGCACAAAAGCCUUUCACAUUCUCGUCGCGCCCGGCUUAGACGGCCAGGCCAAAGGAUCACUCUACCUCGAUGACGGCAUUUCAAUUGAGCAGCCAAUGGUUACCUUUAUCAACUUCACGUAUAACAAUGGAUCGUUCUCCAUGUCGGGUGAUUACAGCUAUGCUGCCAACGUUAGUAUUGAGCGAUUCAGUGUCCUUGGCGUCGGGGUUGCGCCACAGAACACCAAUUUGACUGGCGUCUCGUCGAACUUUACCUUCAAUGAUACAACCCAAGUAGUCACCAUUGACACCAGCCUCCCAUUGACCGAGGAUGCAAGUUUCCAGCUCCCCAGCAGCCAGGCUAAUCUUAUACCACCGGCCAACACUUCAUCAUCGCAACCGGGGGGUUCCGAGGGUCAAGGGGGUGGAGGUAGUGAAGGAGCCAGUGGGCAGUCAAACGCUGCUGUGGCUCGAGGGACAAUCAGCAUUCAACUCUUUAUAGCUUCAAUGGCUGUGAUCCUGAUCCUCGGCUUACAAGCCAGCUAG